Molecule: messenger RNA, 2196 nt
Organism: Abrus precatorius (Indian licorice)
Lineage: Eukaryota; Viridiplantae; Streptophyta; Magnoliopsida; Fabales; Fabaceae
Exons: 5
Coding region: 1-2196 (731 amino acids)
Source: RefSeq, a predicted model, not a curated record
AUGGAUGUUGGUUGUAUCACUGCGUCAGAGAAUCGCUCCUCCGAUGCUUAUUCUCCUUCCGCCACCGUCAAUUCUAAGAUUGGAAAGAAUAAAUUAGCCAAGGAUGUUGGCCAAGCUACCCCAAUUGCUCUUAACAGGUUCACAUCACAAAUUAGGAAACCUCCUCGUCGUAAAACUUCUCCUAUCAACUGGUUCCCGCGCAAAAAAGUGGACUCCUACUUGAAUAGGAAAAUUAAGAUGCUUCAGGAAGUAGAUGGUAUGAAUUUGACUCUUGAUCAGACUUUAGGCAGUUCUAACCCACAUUAUUCAAGAGUACUGAGAGAGAAAAUGGCAGCCAGAGAAGCGGCACACAGGGCAAUGGAGGCCCGAAGAGCUGCAUUGGUGGAAGCCUCUUGGUGUCGAAUUUUACGUGCGGCCAGGAUUCCUAGUGAUGAUGCAGAAGCUCAACUCUUGAAAGCAGAAAAAAGUGCAGUGGAAGCUUUUGAGACUGCUCAGGCUAUGGGCGUUAUUAUGUUUGACUUGCCAAAUUGCCCUAAAAAGCAUUGUCAAAUAGAGACAUCCUCUGUUAAUGGAGAAGGAUCAUCUACUCAUACUGUUACUGCAUCAUUUGAAACUGCCUUUGAGGUGGACAGAGAAGUAGCUGUAGCUGUCAAAACUGCAUUUAUUAGACUUGCAAACUGCCCUUCAUUUAGUAAAGAUGAAUUCAGAGAACUACUAAGAAAAAUUAGUGAAAAUCCUGAUACAGAUGAAAGUAAUCAGGAUCUGUCUGAGUUCUCGUCAGAGUAUGAAUCUGAGUCUUGGUCAGAGCUUGAUUCAAUCUCUCAAAAGAGUGACUUCAACUCCCAAUAUUUGGAUUCUAAAAUGCCAUUUCUUGGUGUAAAUCAGAGGAAAAGCAGGAAGAGACAGUCACUUGACAACAGAAAAAAACUUGUGGAUAUGAUGAUUGGGAGGUUAAAAUGUUUGCAAGAAGAUGAACUUUCUUCUCUUGCCACUAUAGUUGCAACUUAUGGUUUGAAUGCUGCCUUGGCUGAAGUACAGAAUAUCAAACUGCACAAUCCAGACUCUGCUACAUCCUCUUCAGCAAUUAAUUUUCCAGCAAGAAGAAUGUCAUCAUUGGGAUUGGGAAAGUCAGCCUUGGAUGCGAUGGAAAAAAAGCAAGUUGAGCCAGAAUUACCAAGCCUUGAUAAAUUUUUAGUAAAACACAUGACAAAACUGGAAAGAGAAGUUUGGGAAGCCAAGAAAAACAGAAAGAAUGAGACAGAGUUGGGUAGGAAUAGCCCUUGUAAAUCUGUUGAUGGAACUCUACCAGAGGUGGUACCUGACUUGGGAAGUAUUCUAGUGAAGAAUUAUUCAAAACUAGAGAAAGACAUCAAGGAAGCAAAAAAUAAGUCCGGUAAGGAAAUGCCAGCAGUUCCAAGUGGCAUUCCAAACAGUAAAAAGGAUCACACAGAAGUACCAGGCUUAGAUAAGGUCCUAGUGAAACAUGUCUCAAGACUAGAAAAGGAAGUCCAAGAAGCGAAAAACAGAAGAAUCAAUGAGAAUAGAUGUUUGAAGAAAAAAGUCGACCUAGACACCUCAGGUGGACUAGAUUCAACUUGCUAUUCUGAUGAAGCAUUGGACAGGAAAGAAAACAUAAAUUCAAAUACAGAGAUCAAUUCAGGGGAAAACAAAGAUGCCCCGUUGGAGAAAGUACUGAUAAAACCCGUGCACAGAUUGGAAAGAGAGAGGCUGCAGGCCUUGUCACUGGGAAGCAAUGUUGAAGACUACAAACAAAGAGUGAACAAUUUAGCAACCAAUGUUAUGGAUUGUGAGAGCUUGGACAAAAUUUUAGUUAAGCAUGUCUCUAGACUUGAGAAGGAGAAGAUGAGGAUCAAUUCAGGGGAGGAAUGGGGUGAAGUUAAGAGAAUUCACAGAAACAUCCAUUUGAAAACAAAUGAAGAAGGUGGCCUGGACCAAGUAUUGGUUAAACGUAAAUCCAGACUUGAGCAAGAAAAGAUGGCUGCUCAGCAGCCAGAGAAUUCAGUUAGUAUUUCCCUUGCUCGUCGUGAAGCAAGGGAGAGAGAGUUGCAUGAAGCAUGGGGAGGAAUGAGCUUAGGAAACUCCAUUAAGCCUAGUCUCUCUAAGCUUGAACGCGAAAAGGCUGCUUGGAUUAAAGCUGAAGAGGAGGAAAGGAAGCAAGCAAUGAAAGCAAUUUGA